Messenger RNA from Rana temporaria (common frog), 2106 nucleotides. It is a transcript of the gene FSIP1, whose product is annotated as fibrous sheath interacting protein 1. The transcript has 10 exons. Bases 193 to 1461 code for a protein of 422 amino acids. NCBI's taxonomy places the organism in Eukaryota, Metazoa, Chordata, Amphibia, Anura, Ranidae. The record is from RefSeq and is a predicted model, not a curated record.
AUCGCAGCCCAAUAAUGAAUGGACUGUAACCUAGCAACGAUGAACGCCGCUAACAGAUCACAAAGCUGACUCCCGGAAAGGCUGAAAGUCCGGCGGGAUGUACGGAAAUAGGGCGAUUUAGUGAACUGAGUGUAGAUGGACUUUACAUUUUUAUCGGUGUGUUUCGGGAAAUAACGUGAGCAAAGAUUUUAGAUGAAGAGUGUUCUGGGGAUGGAUAUUGUGAAAGGAAACCUGGAUGACAUUUCCAGACCCGCUUCAGUGUCUCGGUCCCGUCCUGAAAGCCGUAUUUCAAGUUCACUCCAGGCAGAGAAUCCAAAAAUAUUUUCCACUGUAGGCUCAUUGGAAGUGUUGUCACCAGAACUGUGCCUUUCAGAGAAUUUUACUUCAUAUGAUGAACAAGAGACUUUUAAAUCCCAAAGUCCAGAAAACGGUCUUAAAAGUCAGAGGUCACAGAGCCCUACAGUGAUCACAUUAAACAGUGAGCAAGAAAGAGUUAAUGAAAAUCUGAAAUCAACAGCGGCAGAGGAGUCAGAUUCUUCUGAGAUUCCUGUUGCUGCAGAACCUAACAUUGACCCCAGACUGGAAAAAGCCAUAAAGAGAAUGAAGGCUCUAGAUGAAAUCUUGCUUAAAAAGAUUGCAAAGGAGAAGGAGGUUGUAGCCCAGAGCAAUGCACUUCGAAAGCAGUUGUGGGAAGAACUACAGAGUGUUUCCAGGAAUUCUUUGUUGCGCAGUCAUGAAGAAAUUGUGAACACUAAUACAUUUUUGGCACUGAGUCCACAAUUUGAUAACACUCCAGGAGAAACCUCUGUUUUGGAAAAAUGUUCUCCAGUAUUCUCCACUCAGCUUCCAGUUGAAGAGUGUGAUGAUGAUGAACCAAAGGAUUUACAAGGUAAAGCUUCUGGAAUGGAAACUAGUGAGAGAUUGAAUCAGAAAGCAAAGCAGAAGAAGCAUAAAGACCAAAAAGGAAGAGUAGAUUUUAUUCAAAAGAACAUUGAGUUUGUGAAAGAAGCAGGAUCUCAUGUCCUUUUUAUGGAUAAUGAAAAACUACGCUUGGAACAGCUGCUGGCAGAUAUUCAAGAUGGCUGUAGUGAUGACGAUGCCACAACAGAUGUUUCCGUUUGGCUCUUGCCUGGUGAAGGCUACACUCCAGAACCAAAAGAACUUAAACAACUGGCAAAGAUAGAAGCACAGCUUCAGGCGUUUUGCAGCACUACAGAAACCAGCGAUUUUGACUAUGGCGAUGUGUCACCCACACAAUCAAAAUUGGAAGUGUCUAUGGACAAGUUUGGGAACUCAGUUUCUGCACCUGGGGAGCAAGCAUUACGUUACACAAAGGAGCUCAGAGAACAGAAAAUACGCCUGAAAGAAAUAGACCAGCAACUUGACGAUAUAGAACAAAGAAACAGCAUUACGCCACAAUCACUAUCCUGCUUUAGCUCAAUGUUGAGUGAAUCAUCUUAAAUAUUUAACAGAAUUCGAUUACUUCCCCAACCGUUUGUUUACUUAAAGAUUUAGGAGCAAUGGAAUCUGGUGGAUAUUCUAAAAUUGGUUUGAAAAUGUGAUUAUAAAUAGUUUUUACCUAAAUUGAAUGUAUGUGGUGAAGGUCAAAGUUGUGGUGAAAGUCAAAUGUGUGGUUCAAUGGAUCCUGAAGAACUGGUCAGGGAUCUCUGGUAUAGUUCAGGGUGUCCACCAAAAUGAAAAAGUGAGGGAGACGGAGGAGCCCUUAUAGUAUAGUAGAUUGAUUCAAAAACAGGAUGAUGGGGUUCAAAGGUGGUGAGUUGUUUCACAGAGGGAAUAGAAAUGAUAAAGAUAGAUGUACAUCUGUUGAGACUGCAUUCACCCAAAGAGGUGGGGGACACACAACUUUCCAAAUGUGCAGGUAGAGAAAACCUGUCUCCACGCAGGGUCAAGGUGGUUGCUUUCUAUGCCUCAGGGGGGUCUAUGCCAUCCUGGGUUCUCUAGUGUUCUCGGGUGGGUGUCAGAAUCAAGAAGAGGAAUUGGCACAAAAACCCAAUGGUGGUCCAAUCGGCAGACGUGCCCGAAGUAUAGAAUACAUAUACAAUGUUUAAAUUGAUGUUAAAUUUAAUAAAGUAUACCUAUAAAGUA